Prorocentrum cordatum is the source of this 3764-nucleotide messenger RNA. Lineage: Eukaryota; Dinophyceae; Prorocentrales; Prorocentraceae. The record is from the annotation of a GenBank genome assembly.
CUCGCCGGGGCGAAGGCCACGGCAGGCAGCCCGAGGAGCAGCGCACAGGCGGCCGAGGGAGUCGCUCGGGUGCCCCGGGGGUGGGGAGAGCAGGCCCCUCACCGGAUGGUCGCUGCUCUGUCCUCCAGAGGGGCAACGAAACAACAACACGGACAGCAUUUCUCCGCGGCGUGAGGCGCGCGCCGGGGGGGGGGGGAAACGCCGAUCCCAGGAAGUCGUGCGGACCUCCGAGACAUGAUGAUCGUGACGUCUUGGUUCUCUUCGCCCUCUGGAGUCAAGGGUUCGGUCAGGCAUGUCCUCCCACGGGCGGGCUUUGGAAGAAGAGUGUGAACAAUAGUCGAAGAAUAAUCGAUAAUAGUGAGACGAGGACGAAAAACCGUCAACGCGCUAUUGUUUUUGUUCUUGACUGUUCCUCCUGUAGAAGCCCGUCGGGGGUCCGCGAGCGAAAACAAAACGUUCAGAGACGCUGUUCCGCGAGAAUGCUCGCUGACAAUGGUAUGAGUCGGCAGUCAUAUCAGCAAUUGCGCCUGCCAAGAGAAAGAAGUAACACUUCGGUGGGAUACUGAGGCAGAAUCAUGCGUCACGCUUCGCGACACGACCAGCCGCAGUCUACUUACGAAUUGACAGGCGAGUGCUGCACCUAAUCUGCUUGUUCGGGGCCCAUCAUAUCACUAACCGGCUCUGUUUUGGAGUCCUGGCUAGAUCCGAAAGCAUGGCGACUCUGGGUUGCAGCAAUGUGAUAUAGAUGGUGCAAGUUGCGCAAGGGUCCACCUGCGCAGUCAAAAUUAAACGGAGCUCGCGAAUGUGUACUGGCUCUGAAAAAGCCCAGUUCAAUUGAAUGAAGUGCCCCCUCCCCUGUUUAAGCCUGCUCUGGCUGCCGCCCUGCGCCGGUUCAGCAAAAGCUGGAGGAGAAAGCUGCGCGUCGCGAUUUGGAGGGCGAGGACGAGCCCGAGGAUGAGGACGAGGUGAGCAAACGUCACGAGAAAGGAGGUCCUGCGACGAAGCUGACAUCGCGCGCAGGGAGUCCUGCGAUUGAAAUGCUGCGCGCAGCAGGCACUCCAGGACAGUUCGUAGAGGGCCAAGCCCGAAUUGACUGCAGCGGAGCCUGUGCAGCCAGGCCAAUCGCACGGCAACGGUGCCAGUUGAGAUUACUUUUUAUCCAGCGUGACCCCAAACACUAAGUUGGUGCAUUGCGGAUGUGUGGCCCGAGGCCGACCGGCCACGUAGUGAGCAAGACAAGGACCACCCUCAUCUCCCCGCGGAUGUCGUCAUCAUAGAACGACGCCCGCUCUGAGGGGACGCCGCGUGCCCUACAGUCAAGACGCUGAAGCAAGGACCAGUCUGGGCUCGGCAGGGGCUCGAUGUUCCGCAGGUUCCCCCAGUGCUGUUCCUCUUGCCCUCCUCGGGCACGGAGGCGCCUACAGGGCCAAGAAGGGGCUGCGUUCCUUGUGUGGCGUUCCUUCUUUUAGCGGCCCGACUGUACGCAUGAAGCUCCUCCCACUUCUGCCUGCCCGCGCACUGCGAACGCUCCUGGAAACCGCUCUGUGCUCUGCACUCGUCGGAUUCAGUCUGGCUUUGGAACGGCUUCUAGCCGAAAAUCACUUCGACUUGUUUGAGAUCAUCUCGUCCGGCAGGAACACGGAGGCUGCGUCCUCGGAGGCAAGGGUCACAUUGAGCUUCUCCGCCUCCGCUGUGACUGCCAAGAUGAAUGAUUGCCGAAGCUCUGUCUUUCUCUUGCCGAUGUCAGGUGAACAGAUGACUUUGAUUUCGAAGCCAUGGGAAAAACCGCUCAAGCAACACUUCUUGUACCCACUCUGGAGGACAUUCUGGCUCUCGUCGAUCCAGCGCUUGGCGAAACUGACGAGCUCGUUGACCUUUUCCGGGUUGGAAGAUGGGCUCGCCGUGAAAUUAAUCAACAGCGGCUUAGUCGGCCGCCGGGACCAAUUCUGGAUCACAACUUCUGUCAGUUCGCAGAGUGGUAUGUACGUCUGCUUAUGAUCGAAGGUCCGGAUCAGCACAUAGCUGAGUGUGACGUGCUCAAUGAAGCCAUCGAUGCCAGUAUCUGCACCGCGGCCCAUCAGUCUGAUGGUUACCAAGUCUCCGACGAAGAAGGGCUUGUGCGUCCAAAUCCAAUCUUUAUAAGCAUGGUGACCUGAUCCCAGAACCUGUAGCCUAUGAACACCGCUGUCAACAAAUAGUAAGAGAAUCCGCAUGCCAGCACCGAACCCGCAUACGGGCUGAUAAGGGUGUAGGAUAUGUACGACGCGGCCGCAACCACAUUGGAGCCAAUCCUGAGCGGGUGCCAGACUUUCUCGUAGACCACGUCUGCGAUGCCACGAUUUCGUCUCACUGCCAUGAACUUGUCCUUCGUGGGGUUGCCAGUGCGGGUAAGGCCAACACUGUUGAGGAUACCCUGCAUCUUCUUGACAGGCUUCUCCUCAAGAAGAGAAUGCUCGCACACCGUUAUCUCGUGGACAAUGUGAUCCAGGUAUUCCAUGAAACGCAGAUACGACAGGGCGCACAAUGUGGCCAGAAGAUUGCAGAGCGCGCGAAUCAAGAAAUGCUUGAAGUCGUCUUUGACCACCUCAUCGACGGCCUCCUUAACAGCGAAACCUAUGAUGAACAGAUACGGCAUAACUGACGCCCUCGCCAGCGACGGCGAGAACACCGGCAGAGUCAACAGAGUCACUGGGAUCAUGCAAAGGUAUGCCGUGGCGACCCGACGCUUGUGCCAGUCAACCUCAAAGAUCGAAUGAGCAUCCCCUCUGACGCGCAGGUCUUCGUAGUGGCCGCUCAAGAGGUAGAGGGGGACACCGACGCCCGUGAUCGCAUACAGCACGACGAAGGCGACCACCACGGGCCUCUUGAAAAAAUUGUCGGGGAAAGGCUGCGGCUCGAAGUCCUGCCGCACCAUCCGGAUGUUGCUGACGAUCGCCUUGGCAAAAUCGUACGAGCGUGCUGGGUGCUCGCCCUCGUUGGGCUCGGACGCCGCGGGGGCCUCCCCAUUCCCCGAGAUCAGCCCGAUCUUCUCGGUCAUGUCUUGCGUCAUCGGGCGGCCCCGCUUCUGCUAGCGGGCGGCACCCCAGCGCACACCCCACGGCGGGCUCGAACACGCUCCCAGAACGGAGGGUUGCUAAAUGGCUCGGGCCAGGCGACCGCGAAGACUGAAGAUGAUACCUCGUACGCCAUAACGCGUCAGCGGUAUUGUAGUUUUGCGGCCCCCUGGAGCGAUAGACAAAGCGUUGCUCGCCUCGUCGCCCAUCAGGACAGUUCCGGUCCAUGUUUCGGCGUAGCACCCCACAUGCUAGGUCUUAGAUGGACCUUUGUGGGUGAACACCCUCACCGAUUGUUCAUAACAUUAAACGCAAGAUUGCUCGCACCGUUGUCCCAACUAUCCGCCAUCCGAGAUCGGAUCGGACGUCACAGUGCCAUUCCACCAUCAAGAUCGCUACUCGCUGCGCCAAUUCAGCCCCGGGAGUUCCCCAGAGACCGACAAAAACGAGAGCGGCAAUCAAAAACAUGGAUAGCCAGCCCGCACAGGGUCCUACAGCUAUGCCGAACUUGGCACGACGUAACCUGCAUAUCGGGAUGCGCCCCCAAGGCAACCUCGGGGUUCGGUCCCAAGGAAACAGGCGAAAACUACCCGCAAUGCCCAGGGCCACCACAGGGGACGUGUAGCCCCGCGAUGUCCACCUUGCCAGGGCUCACAAGAAGGAGAGGAGGAAAGGAAGAGGGAGGCGAGAACAGCCAGGAGUCCACGAGGG